AUGUAUCGAGCACAUGUUGAACCGCCACAACUCGAGGGCAUGCCCAGCCAAUCUUCUGGUGAAUUACCCAGCGACUCACCAUAUUAUGGAACCAUGCUGAAGAUCGAGUUCAUGGGAGGCGUCAAAGCGCGCGUGCAUCGAGAAGUUAUCAACAAACACCCAGACCUUGCCGCUAGAUUCCACGAGUUGCCACCGAACGAGCCUCUCAAACUCCUCGACGUGCCGGGAAGAGUGGGACACACGAUUGUGCACUACCUCUUCACCGGAACCUACCAAGCUUUACCAGUUCCCCCGGGUGAUGUGGCCGAGACGCCCAAGGGGAUGCUCGUUGAAACACUUCAAGUUUAUUUCGAAGCUGUUAAUCUCGGCCUCGAGGAUCUCGGCAGCCUGGCAGGGGCGGUGAUUACAGAACAAUGCCAAGGCAUGAGUUUUGCUAGUCUGAUCAAGGUUCUCGACGACGAGUUCGAUACGCUCACCGGCCACGAAACAUGGCUGAUCAAGUACCUUGCUGAUCGCGCAACCAUGGAUAGCGAGCAGGUGACUGAAGAGGACAUUCAAAAGUUUCGGACCGCCCUGGGCGAUCAGUGUGGGGUGAUUGACAUUCUUCUUGAAGGCAUCAUGAAGCUCAAGUUUCGGCUCCAGAGUUCUCAGGCAAUGGCCGUGUGA
Messenger RNA from Fusarium vanettenii 77-13-4, 666 nucleotides. RefSeq lists its product as uncharacterized. The transcript is spliced from 2 exons. The record is from RefSeq and is a predicted model, not a curated record. Bases 1 to 666 code for a protein of 221 amino acids. NCBI's taxonomy places the organism in Eukaryota, Fungi, Ascomycota, Sordariomycetes, Hypocreales, Nectriaceae.